UUUUACAAAUAUUUGGACUGUUGCAUAACCUCAACCUCAGUACAACUGUAUGAACAAUUAACUGACAGUUGAACCUCGCUAUUUCGAACUCUCAGGGGAAAUGAAAUAUAGUUCCAAAUGGGAGUUCGAAAUAACUGAUAGUGAAUGACUGAAGGGCAAGGGAAAUGGUUUUGAGUUCAAGCUAACAGGGAAUUCACAAGUACGAACGAGCACGAUACGAUCGAAGUCCGGUACGAUCGGUUUUUUUCCGGGAAGUUCCGAAUUUUUUACCCGCGCAUAAACAACAUUUGAAAUGGCCGCACCGCUCACGUAAUGUCAUGACAGCAGAAUGCACAAUCUAGCCGCGGUACUUUUCUAUUUCUUGAGAAACGUUAAAAUGAAAAACUCAAUAGUUUUAGUAGUUUUCAAACUGAAUGUUGCUGUCGGCGAUCAAGCGAAAAUUUUCCGCUUUUAAGUGUUUCUCUUUGUUGUUGAGUCUUGCGCGAGCUGAGUCAGCUGAGCCGUUGGCCUCAAAGUUUUAAGACUUAGAUACUUCUCGAGAUCUGCCUUUGGCAUUUUCUUAUUUUGAGGGAUGGGCACAGGUGCAAGCUCGAAUCCUGCACGAUUAACCUUAAAUACCGGUCUUGCUACGUCCAGAUGGAAAUCGAGGGCGCAUUCGACGCAGUCUGAGUCCAAUAUCUCCAGUGCGAACUUGCAGCAAGAAAACGAAACAACUUCUCAAGCGAGCGUUGACAUAUUAAGCCCAAAUGAUGUCAAGGUUGAAGGCAGGUCGAUCCCAGUAAAAGGCAACAAGAAAGUCACUAGUGGUGCAGCCAGCUCUGCACAAGUUGGUACGAAACAACAGAAGGCAAAAGAGAAAUCCAGUGAAACAAAAAGUGCUGUAGCAACAUCUGCAAAGCCCCUUCAAUUUGGAAAUAAAAGCAAAUCAACAGCAAAGAAAAAUGCCAAAACUGUAGAGGCAAAAAAACCCUCAACAACUACUGCUUUGAAAUCAAAAGGACGGAAGAAGACUGUUCAAGGUUCAGUAGGAUCUGAUUUUUUUGAGAGGGUUGAGCGAGUAUUGCAAGGAUUAAUAGAAGAAAACUGUCCAGUGAAUUCAAGAACCAUCCGCAUCUUCAUGAGCUCCACCUUCACUGGUAAUGUUCGAUCCUGGGGGGAACCCCCAAUAAUGUCCUAUAUGGGGAGGCUCCGCCCAAAAAGGGUAAAGGAUUUCACAAAUUGA
Molecule: messenger RNA, 1222 nt
Organism: Orbicella faveolata
Lineage: Eukaryota; Metazoa; Cnidaria; Anthozoa; Scleractinia; Merulinidae
Product: NACHT and WD repeat domain-containing protein 2-like
Molecular function (GO): protein binding
Source: RefSeq, a predicted model, not a curated record